UUUACUAAUCAAAAUAUCUUGAAAAGUUGGAAAAAAACAACACUCUAGUCGUUGACCCAAACAUGCCGAAGUCCACAGCAAACAAAAUGGAAAAAUUGUGUCCGGCAAUUUUUGGAAUAGUUGCAUUAGUUUUAUUGUGUUCAGGAGCAUUCUCUCCUGGGUGGUUAGUAAUGGAUUUGUCUGAACUUCAGGGAUAUAGUGGAGGAAGUUCACUAACAGUACAUCUGGGAUUGUAUUAUGCUGUUAUUUCAGGGAAUGGUAUCAGAGUUACAAUAACAUAUGGUGAAGCCCCAGAAUUGGAAAAAUAUAUAACAACUCACCUUCUUGAAUACCAGAUAGAAACUAUCAUUGGGUUUGUCCUAUGUUUAAUAUCAAUUAUAAUAACUUUUGCUUACAGCAAAACAGGAUCAAUUGGUGUUUUGAUUGCUCCUAUCAUAUUGUACAUGUUAGCAGGAAUGAUAACUUUAAUGGCAGUUGGGCGUUGGCUGACCAAAGUGCUGUUGGAAGCGAGAGAAAACAACGUAACAUUAACCGUACCUUACUCUAUAAUUUUUAGUGGUCUUGGUGCUGUUUUCUGUGUGGUCACCAUGAUUAUUAUUAGCCGCAUGCUAUGCAAAUACAACGCAGUGGGCCAACCUCAAGAUGAUCAGGAGUCAUCAGAAAUUUCAGAAGAAAGUUACCAACAAGUACAGCCGAAAACGAAAGUCACAGCUUCAAUGGGGCAAACACAGGAUAUUGAUUUGACCACUGUUUUGGCAUACCUAACAAACCUUAAAAAUCGAGAUGAGAUGUACGCGUACGCCAACUAAUUUGUAUGGAUCACAACGUAUACUAUAUAACGUAUAGCAAAUUAGUAAUUAUACUUAUUACUAAGUUAUAUAUUUCCACAAUAUAAUAAUCAAAAUGAUGCAUUUUACCAAUAACAUUGAUACAGUCGAUUGCUUACUAACAUUUAUUCUACUGCAUUUCAUUUUUGUCCUUAUUUUCAAUGUUACAAACAAAGAACAUCAAAUCGAAAGACCCUAGGUCUUUGUUAUAUAUGGUGUAUGAUUAUAUCGCUUUACCUAUAGCUAUACAUGUACAUUAAGAGGGGCCAAAAUCCGUAUGUUAUGUCUACGCACGCUUCCAAUUAAAAUUGAUGAGUUACGAAUGAAUACAAAUAAUUAUUCACUAAAACAAAAUAUUUUAAUAUCUUAUAUAUGGUUUUUGAAAAGUAAUUAAAAAUAAGCCUAAAUAAAAAAAGGAAUUUGACCUUGACCAUUAACCUUGACCUAUUUGUUUGUUAUUGUUUUACAUAGGACCUCAAAUCAAAAGACCGUAGGUCUCAAUCACUAAUGGUUUACCAAUAAUAAAUUCAUAUCACUGAUAUCAAAUGUAUAAGAGGAAAUUUAUUGUCAUAUGAAAUAUCUAUACCGCUUCAGUCAACAUGAACAAAACAUUGUUAGGAUUUAACAAGCAAUUUGGUAAAAUAAAUUAGUCAAAAUCUUUUACCGUUGCAAAUUAGUAGUGCACACAAGCAAAAUAGUGUUCGAGGACAUAACUCUUACAAAAUAAAAUAUUUGGUUAGGUAGUGUCAGUUUCAAAAGCGUUGAAAUAGUUAUCAAAGGUACAUGGAUUAU
Mytilus trossulus (common blue mussel) is the source of this 1619-nucleotide messenger RNA. RefSeq lists its product as uncharacterized. The record is from RefSeq and is a predicted model, not a curated record. NCBI's taxonomy places the organism in Eukaryota, Metazoa, Mollusca, Bivalvia, Mytilida, Mytilidae. The transcript is spliced from 3 exons. Bases 63 to 809 code for a protein of 248 amino acids.